UUCACAGUGCAAGUCAAACCAGUCAAGUUUCUCCACCUUUGUCGUUAAAGUAUCAUCGUCUGGCUCUCCGUUUCAUCCAUCCACGGAGUGAGAUACCUGUGUAAUUCUCAGCCGUUUCGGAAUAACGCCAGCACCGCAAUUAUCAUUAAUUCCUAGUGAUAAGGUUCGGGAAAGAAAAAUCAAUCUGUGAUUGUGUCUCGGUGGUCCCACCGACUCGCACACUAGCGAGGACUCUUGGACUCUUGGCUGAAUAACAACAGACUGUCACAAUGGUAGACUAUUACAAAGUUCUUGAAAUCACCCGGGUGGCGACAAUGGCAGACAUCAAGAAGGCUUAUCGAAAAUUAGCGCUGAAGUGGCAUCCGGAUAAAAAUCCAGAUAAUCUCGACGAAUCAACGAAGAAAUUCAAAGAGAUCUCGGAGGCGUAUGAAGUAUUGAUUGACGAGAAGAAGAGACGAAUUUACGAUCAGUACGGCAAAGAGGGUCUUCAAAUUCCUGGAAACAAACGCAGACACGAGGACGAAGAUUUGAAUCAGUUGCAUAACUGGUUUGUGUUCAGAGACCCUGAGGAUGUCUUCAGAGAAUUCUUCCACGGUUCACCUUUCAAUGAUUUGUUCGAUGUUAUGAAUGGAGGUAAUGGACACAGAGGAUUACACAGGCAUAGCUCCAGGCAUAACACAUUGGGCUCACCAUUUGGCACACUUGAUCUCAGUCUAUCAUCGCCUUUUGGAUUUUUUGGUAAUGCAAUGAAUCUCAAUUUUUCUUCGGUCAGCAGUGUGAGGACAGGCUCGUCACCCAGUUCCGGAGCUACCAAGAAGACAAGCACAUCUACUAGAUUCAUUAAUGGAAAGAAAAUAACAACUCACAAGGUCGUCGAGGGUGGCAAAGAAACUAUAACCUUCUAUGAAAACGACGUAAUAAAAUCAAGGACAGUCAACGGAGUUCCCCAAUCAAUUACGUUGAAUGAGGCAUCGACGAGUCGUCAAGUCGGUGACAAAAUCAACGAUACAUCGUCAACUGGUAGCCAUGGUGGUCAUUCUAGAGACAGUACGAAACAUUUACAUACGGAUAAAUCACGGCUAAAAUCCCAUCACCAUCAUCCACAUACGAAGCACGAAAAAACUAAAAGAAAGUGAAUAAUGAAAGAGUGUGAGAGAGCGAGAGAAAAAACAGCAAAAAACAUGCUUCAUUUUUAAUCACUACUUCCGUUUUAUAUUUUCGCUGUAUGUGACCCUUGCCCCCCCCCCCUCGUCGACGAUUUGCAUUAUUCAAUCCAGAUUUCACCGCUUGAAAAAACGAAAUGAAAAAAAAAACACUCUGGCUUAGUGCGGUAAUAGCUGUGAAUUCAUUUUGAAAAUAAAUUUUAGAAGUACGAGACAUUAACGAUAAAUGUCUGUUACAAGGAGACUCAUUAUUCAUCUCUGCUAUGCAAUCUUAGAUGUUUGUACUCACAACCGUAGAUUAUUAAGGACAUCUUUUAUCGUCAUUAGUAUCACCUGCGUUAAUUGAUUAAAUGUAUGGGUAGAGUACAGUCUAGUUGACAGUUGUGGCGUUCUCACUGCGAUGACUGGCUGAUUUUCGAUAAUUUUUUUUCAUCUCUGGUGUCGAUUACGAUUAAUUGAAUCAAGUUGAAGUACAUCAACGCCGUCAUGCGGACUAGGAAAAUUGAUUUCUUCUAUGAUUUAUGAUAUAUGUGUAUAUAAUGAUAAGAGCUAGACAUUAAGAUUAAAAAAAUACAACUCUCAUUAUUCAAGGAA
Molecule: messenger RNA, 1757 nt
Organism: Diachasmimorpha longicaudata
Lineage: Eukaryota; Metazoa; Arthropoda; Insecta; Hymenoptera; Braconidae
Product: dnaJ homolog subfamily B member 6-like
Exons: 7
Coding region: 270-1136 (288 amino acids)
Molecular function (GO): Hsp70 protein binding
Source: RefSeq, a predicted model, not a curated record